Molecule: messenger RNA, 2088 nt
Organism: Toxotes jaculatrix (banded archerfish)
Lineage: Eukaryota; Metazoa; Chordata; Actinopteri; Toxotidae
Gene: fshr
Product: follicle stimulating hormone receptor
Exons: 14
Coding region: 1-2088 (695 amino acids)
Biological process (GO): male gonad development; follicle-stimulating hormone signaling pathway
Cellular component (GO): membrane
Molecular function (GO): follicle-stimulating hormone receptor activity; protein binding; thyroid-stimulating hormone receptor activity
Source: RefSeq, a predicted model, not a curated record
AUGAUGACGAUGAUGAUGAGUCUGAUAAUGUUAAUGAUAGUGGUGACAAACACGACAACAGCCUCAGCACCAGACUCUGAGAUGGACAUUAAACCUGGAGUUGAGACCAGCUUGGCCAAACGAACCCUGCGCUCCUGCUACCAGCUGAGAUUCGGGGUCACAGAGGUUCCCUCUAACAUUUCCAGCAACACCCAGUUCCUGGAAGUUAAGCAGACGCAGAUCAGAGAGAUUUCCCAGGGCGCCCUCACCAGCCUGCAGCACCUCAGGAAACUCACCAUAACAGAGAACGAAAUGCUGCAGAGUAUUGGUGCAUCUGCCUUUGCCAACCUCCCUCGGCUCACUGACAUCUUCAUCUCUGAAAACGUUGCUUUGGAGACAAUUGGAGCUUUUGCUUUCUCCAAUCUCCCUGAGCUCACUGAGAUAACCAUAACAAAGUCAAAACACCUGAGCUACAUCCAUCCAGAUGCAUUCGGGAACAUCAUGAAACUACAGUAUCUGACCAUCUCCAACACCGGGCUGAGAGUUUUUCCAGACUUCACCAAGAUCCAUUCCGCGGCCCACAACUUUCUGUUUGACCUACAGGAGAACAGUCACAUACUGAGAGUCCCCUCCAAUGCCUUCAGAGGCCUCUGCACUCAAACUAUUGAGGAGAUACGGCUCACCAGAAAUGGCAUCAAGGAGGUGGCAAGUGACGCCUUCAACGGCACAAAGAUGCGCAGAUUGUUCCUAAGAGGCAACCAGCAGCUUACUAACGUCAGUCCCAAUGCCUUUGUGGGUUCCAGUGAGUUGGUGGUACUAGACAUCUCUCACACAGCCCUCAGCUCCCUGCCGAACUCCAUCCCCAGUGGGCUCCAGAGGCUGAUCGCAGAGUCUGUCUUCCACCUGAAAGAACUUCCUCCUCUGCAGCUCUUCGCCAAACUGCACCAGGCAAACCUGACAUACCCGUCACACUGCUGCGCCUUCCAGAACAUUCACAGGAACAGAUCAAGAUGGAACUCCCUGUGCUCCCACCCCAAGGCUCCGGAUAAUCUUCAUUUCUACAGAGACUACUGCUCCAACUCCACCUCCAUCACCUGCAGCCCAAUGCCAGAUGAUUUUAACCCCUGUGAGGACAUCAUGUCCUCCGUCCCCUUGCGGGUCCUCAUCUGGAUCAUCUCUAUCCUCGCACUGCUGGGGAAUGCAGUAGUGCUCCUUGUACUCUUAGGCAGCCGCUCCAAACUGACUGUUCCUCGUUUCCUCAUGUGCCACUUGGCCUUUGCUGACCUCUGCAUGGGCAUCUACCUGGCAGUCAUAGCAACCGUAGACAUUCUCACUCGAGGCCGAUACUACAACCAUGCCAUAGACUGGCAGAUGGGCCUGGGCUGCAGUGCUGCAGGCUUCUUCACGGUGUUUGCCAGUGAGUUGUCAGUGUUCACAUUAACAGCGAUCACCCUGGAACGCUGGCACACCAUCACACAUGCUCUGCGGCUCGACCGUAAGCUCCGCCUGAGACACGCAUGCAUCGUCAUGACAGCAGGUUGGAUCUUCUCAUCUCUGGCUGCUUUGCUGCCCACGGUGGGGGUCAGCAGCUACAGCAAGGUGAGUAUCUGCCUGCCCAUGGACGUGGAGUCUCUGGUGUCUCAGGUCUAUGUUGUGUCUCUCCUCCUCCUCAACAUCCUGGCCUUCUUCUGUGUGUGUGGCUGUUACCUCAGCAUCUACCUGACCGUCCGCAACCCCUCGUCAGCGCCGGCCCACGCCGACACCCGGGUGGCCCAACGUAUGGCUGUGCUCAUCUUCACUGACUUCCUCUGCAUGGCACCCAUCUCCUUCUUUGCCAUCUCAGCCGCCCUAAAGCACCCUCUCAUCACCGUCUCAGAAUCCAAGUUCCUGCUGGUCCUCUUCUACCCGAUCAACUCAUGCUCCAACCCCUUCCUGUACGCCUUCUUCACCCGCACCUUCAGACGGGACUUCUUUCUUCUUGCAGCUCGGUUUGGCCUGUUUAAGACCCGGGCGCAGAUUUACCGGACAGAGAGUUCGUCCUGUCAGCAGCCGGCGUGGACCUCUCCAAAGAGCAGCCACGUGAUGCUGACUCCUUGGCCAAUGCGUUGA